CUGAGAUCUGUGUCUGUGGACCUGAAUGUUGACCCUUCGCUUCAGAUCGACAUACCCGAUGCACUCAGUGAAAGAGAUAAGGUCAAGUUUACAGUACACACCAAGACCACACUGCCCACAUUCCAGAGCCCAGAAUUUUCUGUUACAAGGCAGCAUGAAGACUUUGUGUGGCUGCAUGACACUCUUACAGAAACAACAGAUUAUGCCGGGCUUAUUAUCCCUCCUGCUCCUACAAAGCCAGACUUCGAUGGCCCUCGAGAGAAGAUGCAGAAACUGGGAGAAGGUGAAGGAUCUAUGACAAAAGAAGAGUUUGCUAAGAUGAAGCAAGAACUGGAAGCUGAGUAUCUCGCUGUCUUUAAGAAGACUGUGUCUUCCCAUGAAGUCUUUCUUCAGCGGCUUUCUUCUCACCCUGUUCUCAGUAAAGACCGAAACUUUCAUGUUUUCCUGGAAUAUGAUCAGGAUCUAAGUGUUAGGCGGAAAAAUACCAAAGAGAUGUUUGGUGGCUUUUUUAAGAGUGUGGUGAAGAGUGCUGAUGAAGUCCUUUUUUCUGGAGUGAAGGAGGUGGAUGACUUUUUUGAACAAGAAAAGAACUUCCUUAUUAACUAUUACAACAGGAUCAAGGAUUCCUGUGCUAAAGCUGACAAAAUGACCAGAUCUCACAAAAGUGUUGCUGAUGACUACAUCCACACUGCAGCCUGCUUGCAUAGCCUGGCUUUAGAAGAACCCACAGUCAUUAAAAAGUACCUAUUGAAGGUUGCAGAGCUAUUUGAAAAACUGAGGAAAGUGGAAGGUCGAGUCUCAUCAGAUGAAGAUUUAAAACUCACAGAGCUCCUCCGAUACUACAUGCUCAACAUAGAGGCUGCAAAGGAUCUCCUUUACAGACGCACAAAAGCCCUAAUUGACUAUGAGAAUUCAAACAAAGCUUUGGACAAGGCCCGGUUAAAAAGCAAAGAUGUCAAGUUGGCUGAGACUCACCAGCAGGAAUGCUGCCAGAAGUUUGAGCAGCUUUCUGAAUCUGCUAAAGAAGAACUGGUAAACUUCAAGCGGAAGAGAGUGGCAGCAUUUAGAAAGAACCUAAUUGAAAUGUCUGAACUGGAAAUAAAGCAUGCCAGAAACAAUGUCUCCCUCUUGCAGAGCUGCAUUGACUUAUUCAAGAACAACUGAUGUGUCUUUACUCUGAAGAAUACCAAUGUGAAAGCCAGCAUCACUUGCACAUAAAUCACUAUUGCAAAAGAAAUAGCUUUGACUAGUUUAAAAAUCAUGUGAAUAAAUAUUUUGAUUUCUAAAAAUCUUAACAUUUAA
Molecule: messenger RNA, 1302 nt
Organism: Cricetulus griseus (Chinese hamster)
Lineage: Eukaryota; Metazoa; Chordata; Mammalia; Rodentia; Cricetidae
Source: RefSeq, a predicted model, not a curated record